Messenger RNA from Xiphophorus hellerii (green swordtail), 2342 nucleotides. RefSeq names its product SHANK-associated RH domain interacting protein (gene sharpin). Gene Ontology annotation, cellular component: LUBAC complex. The record is from RefSeq and is a predicted model, not a curated record. The transcript is spliced from 9 exons. Lineage: Eukaryota; Metazoa; Chordata; Actinopteri; Cyprinodontiformes; Poeciliidae. Gene Ontology annotation, molecular function: ubiquitin binding; ubiquitin-protein transferase activity. Bases 374 to 1678 code for a protein of 434 amino acids. Gene Ontology annotation, biological process: proteasome-mediated ubiquitin-dependent protein catabolic process; protein linear polyubiquitination; positive regulation of canonical NF-kappaB signal transduction.
CAUUAUAAGGUGAUGGCUAUGGGCAGGAACACUCUCCUGUUGCUCAUAUGAAUACUGAAGUCACUCUGCUGUUGUAUUACACAGUUAUAUGAAGAAGAUGCUCAGGAUUCUGUUAUGGUUUUUAUUUUAGAUCAUUUUCAGAUUGGCGACUCUGUUUCUCCCCGGACAUAAAUAACAGACGUGCCGUUCUUCUUCCUGUUUUGUUUUUCUUUCGCUCCCCAUCUGCUCGGUUCAAUAGAAAUGGAAGAAUCUGCAAGGCAGAUACACAACCACAGUCUACCCGUGAACAUACCACGUCUCUUUAAACCGGGCCGAACCGUGUAGACCCUACGGCAGAAGUAAAGACCCUUCCUCCGGUCCCGGUGUCCGAAACAUGGCACUCAGCUCGGGUAGCUGGGCUCUCCCAGCCCCCGUGCCUGCCUCGUCCCAGCAGCCUGCGUGCAGCGGCCCCAGCCCGGCUGCGUGCUGCAGCACUGUCCUGAUGUCAGUCCGCGUCUCGGUGUCCCACUCCGGGAUCAGACCCCUGUGCCUACCUGGAGCGGGCAGCGACUCUCUGCGGCUGCAGCUCAGCAUGGACCCGAACCUGGCCGGAGAGUUCCGCCUGGCACUGCGAGAUACGAGCGGAAACCGCAGUGUGUUCAUUGCAGAGUUUGACCUGCGCUCGGUGCAAUACGAGGUCAAAUCCUCUCGCUGCCAUGAGAUGCGUCUUGCUGCUUCACCUCACGACUGCAUCCGCUUCAACUUCCGCUGCGACCGCGAGGCCGAGGCCUGGUCCACCGUGGUGAUAUCGUCACUGAGAGAAGCGCACAGAGUGGCAAACAUAAACGCCUGUGAAUCGGACGGGAAACACGACUCCGAAGCAGCGGUGGAUCAGAGGAGCUCGACCUCUCUGACGCUCUGUGAGGAGCUGUGUUCGGAGCUCUCCAAAGUGAUCGAAGCAGGCGACAUUCAGGCUGCCUCCCAGCACGCGUCCGCACUGGCUCGACAAAAAGCGAUGCUGACGAUACAGCCGUCCCAGAAAAACUACACAGAUGGAGAAAUCAGUUUGUCCGUGGUGGUGGAAGAUGCCUCUUCUUCUUGUUGCGUCACAGUUAUAGUCUUUCCCUACAUGUCUGUAGCUACACUCAAACAACAGGUCUUUCUAGAGUACGGUUUCCAUCCUCGUGUGCAGCGCUGGGUGAUCGGUCAGUGCCUGUGCUCUGAUCCGCGGUCACUGGCUUCCUACGGAGUUCAGAAAGACGGCGAUACAGCAUACCUGUACCUGAUCUCUGCCAGACAAGCUCGCAUUACACGGCAGCUGUUCCAGCAGGACCUGGAGAACUCCCUGACGGCUUCGGCGCUGCCCCCCGGAAGCAGCCUCACCUCACAGGUCUGGAGGGGUUACAGCACACUGCCCUCAAAGCUUCCCCACAACAACCAGGAAACAGGUGGAGGGAAUAACAAAGCAGGAGACAUCAAAGACGUCCUUGAUUUGGAGAAGCUGCAGCUGAACGAUCACUCCAAGGCCAAUAAGAUGCAGCAGACGGAGUGGGCCUGUCCUUCGUGCACUUUCAUCAACAAGCCGUCUCGCCCGGGCUGCGAGAUCUGUGCCACCGCCAGACCCGACGUGCAGAGCUGCAUCCAGCAGGAGAAAGGACGGAGAGAGGAUCGCAGAGAGUCUGGUUUGAGCCGCAGCUGACUGCCUGUCAUCGCCGCCUGGAUUUCGUGUCUCGCUCACUUCCACACGCACAUACACACGCCAAGAGUGAGCAGUUUAGAUCUGAAACACACCUGUUGGCAAAAUACUCACAGAGGGAGAACAAAGUGCACUGAUCACCAUCUGACUGGAGCGAAGGCGGUGCCACUCAAUCCUCUGACAGAGUUCUGUCUGUUUAAAUAUGGACACCAUGACAUGACUGUGACAUGCAUCUCAUUUGGCCAGACAUCUUCGCUAUUUGUUUUAGAGGGGGUGUCUAUGUGUGUGUGUGGCGCAAGCAGCCUGAUAUUUAUUUUAGCAGAGAAAGGGAGUGAAGUUGUCCAAUUGCAGCCGAAAACGAGGGGACGUUGGGUGCAGCGUCCCCCAGAUGCGGAGAGGGCAGAGAUGAUGCUUUGUGCAGUAGCCUGGUAAUCUGUUAAUCUGUCACCUGCAGCAGGAAGACAGAUUAAUGCCAAAAAAUUGUUGGAAACGAGAGGCAUGCGCCAUGUACAGGGUUGUAUUUAGUGUAAGAUUUUUACUAAAAUGCAUUAACAAUGUGAUGUACAUUUCAAAUAGUGGUUUAAUUGUACUUGAUUUCCUCUGAGUUGUGAAAGCGAGGAAAGAUCCACUCUCAGUGCAUAAUCUAUAUAUAAAGGAAGGAAUCGGA